UUUUAAGAUGUUGCAUCUCUCUGUAUGUGGCCCGAGUGAUUCCGUGUUGUGGUUUCUCAUUCUCAUGUGGGACAUCACAUCUGGAAAUCUCUCUUCUCCUAUAUAAUUGUGUGAUAUGACAAUUUAUCGCUGUGUUUGGUUCUCACAUACCACGAGUUUUGGGCAGGAGACGAGGUGCAUUUUCUGAGUGAGGCAGGUCUCUUCUUGAUAUGGCUUCAGAAAUCACCUAUGCAGAAGUGAAGUUCAAGAAUGAAUCCAACUCCUCAGGCACCUACUCAGAUUCUGCUACAGCUCCCAAAGUGAAGCCCACCCCUCAUCUAAGUAAGCCUGGCCGCCCCUCGCUGCUCUUCACAUCACUGAUGGCACUUUUCCUGCUGUUGGCCAUCACAUUCUUGGCUGCUUUUAUCUUUUAUUUUCAAAAAUACUCUCAACUUUUUGAAGAAAAAAAAGCUAUAAGAGAUCUAACUCACAAAGAAUUGAAUUGCACAAAAGACAAUCCACCAAUGGAUGGGAGCAGGUCUCCAAAGGGAUGUCAACCAAACACAGCACAGCAAGUUAUAACAAGACUAGGCACACGCCCUCAUAUCAAGGCUGACCAAGGCAACCCAGUGGGAGGAACACAUCCCAAGAGCAGGUAAGAGUCAGAGACACCC
Peromyscus leucopus (white-footed mouse) is the source of this 653-nucleotide messenger RNA. Its product is annotated as C-type lectin domain family 4 member A-like. The record is from RefSeq and is a predicted model, not a curated record. Lineage: Eukaryota; Metazoa; Chordata; Mammalia; Rodentia; Cricetidae. Bases 210 to 638 code for a protein of 142 amino acids. The transcript has 4 exons.